AUGAAAAAGGACAACCAAUCCUGUUUGAACAAGAUUGUCCUUCUAGGCUUCUCAGAUUUCCAGUCCAUGCAAGAGCUUCUCUUUUGCCUGGUUCUAAUGUUCUACUUGAUGACUUUGAUGGGCAAUAGCCUGAUUUUGAUCCUCAUCACUCUCAAUCCUAUCCUCCACACCCCAAUGUAUUUCUUCUGGAACUUGUCCUUUUUGGAAAUUGGCUACACCUCCACCAUCACCCCAAGAAUGCUAGUGAAUUUGUUAUUAGACAAUCACUUUUGGGGCUGUGGGUGUCAAAUGUGUUUCUUCAUACUCUUUGCUCUCGCUGAAUGUUGUCUUCUUUGUGUCAUGUCAUACGACUGCUAUGUUGCCAUUUGCAAACCCUUGCAAUACCCGUAUAUCAUGAAAUACAGGAAAUGUGCUAAGCUGGCUGCUCUGUCAUGGGCCAUUGGUGCUUUUGUGAGUUUGGGACAAUCUAUUUCCAUCUUCAUCCUUCACUUUUGUGGAUCAAACGGAAUCAGCCAUUUUUUCUGUGACAUUAAGCAUGUUCUAAAAUUGGCUUCCACAGACACCUAUAAGGAUGAACUCGCCAUUGCCGUACUAACUGCCUUAAUUAUCUUGACACCCCUUUUGCCACCUUUUUCCUACAUCCUCGUCAUUUCCACUAUUUUCACAAUGCUGGCCAAGGACAGACGCAAAUCAUUUUCCACUUGUUCCUCACAUCUCACCGGAUUGAUGAAGUUUCCCUUCAAGGCCAAUUGUUUCUAA
Messenger RNA from Thamnophis elegans (Western terrestrial garter snake), 759 nucleotides. RefSeq names its product olfactory receptor 10AG1-like. The record is from RefSeq and is a predicted model, not a curated record. NCBI's taxonomy places the organism in Eukaryota, Metazoa, Chordata, Lepidosauria, Squamata, Natricidae. Gene Ontology annotation, molecular function: olfactory receptor activity; G protein-coupled receptor activity. Gene Ontology annotation, cellular component: membrane. Gene Ontology annotation, biological process: G protein-coupled receptor signaling pathway.